This is a messenger RNA of Anopheles darlingi, 1458 nucleotides long. RefSeq lists its product as uncharacterized. The coding region runs from base 157 to 1311 and encodes 384 amino acids. Gene Ontology annotation, cellular component: membrane. The transcript has 2 exons. The record is from RefSeq and is a predicted model, not a curated record. NCBI's taxonomy places the organism in Eukaryota, Metazoa, Arthropoda, Insecta, Diptera, Culicidae.
CCGCGAUGCCAGUAUCGCUCCAGAGGCGCCACCGAUCGGACGUUUUGAGUGUGUGUGAUUUUCAAACGGUACGCGAUUGUGCGAAGCUCGUUUCGAUCGCUGGCGCGUGUUUCUCGAUCUCGUUCCGAUGCUUUCGCUAUCAUCGUCGCUAAAACCAUGGAGCAAGAUUACGAAUCGAUUGAGGAUUAUCUGAGCAACGAGUUCUACGAUACGAUGUGCAGUUCCGCCGAGUGUCAGGAUGGCAUCGCUGCUGACGAUGGUGCACAAAUUAGGCCCAUGAAACAGAUAAUGUUCCUGUACGGGUACAACGUCCUAAUUGUAGGCAUCGGAAUCGUGUUGAAUAUUGUACUGAUGAAAGGAAUUCUUGGCGCCAAAGCCAGUGGCGCUUUCUUAUUCCUGGUGCAGAUAGCGAUCGUCGAUGUAUUGACGCUGUUGAUCAGCAACUGGGAGCUUCAUUAUCUCUUCCAACACGCCUGGACGUUACCGCCGAUUCAUUGCUCACUCUACAGAGGAUUCGAUUCCUUCACCAGCGUCGCGACCGUGUACUUCAUUGUUGGAUUAAACUUUCACGCCAUAGCGACGUACAAUCUGGCAGUGGAUAUAGCUAAAAGUACACUAGCCACGCCAGAACAGGAGUGCAUGGAGGACUCGGUGACAGAGGAGAACGGCUAUGAAGUGACUACCGAUGCCAUUUCACAGAAGCGAUCACUUACGAUUGACUAUCGGUACAGGAAGACGCGCAUCUCGGUGCUGUUUCCGAUCCUGCUUGUCUGGUUCAUUGCCGUGUCCGAGUCGUUGCCAGUGUUUCUGUUCUCCGACGUCAACGUAGAUCAAACGAAACAAUGUGCCAUUCUGACGAAUACAAGCAUCAAUAACUUUGCGGUAAAUUUGCUGGUAAUCGGCAUACGCAUCGCAAUUCCAACCGUUGCACUAGUCAUAACCACCAUACAGUUGGUGAUUAAAUUUCACAACGGAAAACACUUUCCACAUCCUGAUGAGGUGGACGAGAACGUUGCCUUUGCGCUGAAGCUGUCCAUCUUUCUAUCGGUUUCCUACCUAGUAUUCGCUAUGCAGCGACUGUAUGGUUCGCUGCUACUGGAACUGCUCUCUGUGCCAUUAAUUGUGUCCAAGUAUGCUCUAAUUAACUCGACGAUUGGUCUCAUUUUAAGCGUGUUCUACUAUUCGAUAUCUUUCAUUCGACCACUGGUCACUAUCAUCAUGUGUAAGCAGAAGCACAAUCAUGUAGAUAUUAACUUUAUAUGCAGAAAAAAAGUGCUUCCCGCUCGGGAAGCUAAGGAGAUUUUGCUAUAACAUUUCAGAGUGGACCACUAUUUUGAAAUAGUUGCUCUGCAAUUUUAAGAAAACAGAACAAAUGAAAUAAAUGAGCUGCACGAUUUAAUAUGAAAAUGAAAAUGUUUAUUUAUGCGAUACAAACGAUCAUUUUGUAUAUCUCUAAGU